AUGACAAGAAGGUCCAAUCCAAAUAACUCAAUAGAAGAAGAUCUUGACAUUGAGCAGCUGGAAAGAACACUAAGGCGACAAAGAAGAGAGAGGAUGAAUCAAGGCGGAGAAGGCGCACCAAAUAGGCAGCAGCAGCCUUCUGACCAAGAAGAGAGGGCUGAUAACCCUCAUAUACCACAAGAAUCUGGAGCCGCGCCUCAACCCAAUCCAAACGCUCCCGGUGCUGCCGAGCAGCCGCAGCCAUCUCAUAAUCAACCACAACAACCUCCGGUGCUCCAAAAUAAUCAACACCAUCAUCAUCAUCAAGGUGACCAUCAAGGGAUGCCUCAAGCUCAACCUCAAGUGCCUUCAAGGAGAGCACAAUUCGCUCAGCAUCUAAGGCACCAAACUAUGGGAGAUUUUGAUUCUUCCGAUGCUUUCUUAAUGGAUCGGAAUCCCAUCCGACCACCUCUACCAUCAAGGAACGACUUUGAGAUCAAGCUUCAGGUCAUUGCCUUGGUGAAACAAAACCAUUUCCAUGGUUUUUCCAGUGAACAUCCUCUUGAUCAUGUCGACGCCUUUGAGGAGAUAUGCAGCACAACUGGCAUCAAUGGAGUGUAUGUGGAUUACUUCAAGUGCAAGUUGUUCACUUUUUCUCUAAGUGACAAGGCACUUAGAUGGGUCAAGUCUUUACCAACGCAGUCUAUUACAACAUGGAAUGAAUACAGGGGAGCUUUCUUAAAACAAUUCUACACAAAGUAA
Microthlaspi erraticum is the source of this 741-nucleotide messenger RNA. The record is from the annotation of a GenBank genome assembly. Lineage: Eukaryota; Viridiplantae; Streptophyta; Magnoliopsida; Brassicales; Brassicaceae.